UUUUCCCCCAACCGGCGUCAUUUCUUGAAUGUGUCAACUUCUGAGUUCGCGACAGAAGCUUCUGACAUUGAGGCAGUGUGAUGCUAAAUGAAGCACGUUGUAGACGUGUUUCGUUCGAUUUCAUGAUUGCACUUUAUAUGUAAGAAAAUCGUUUUUAUACUUGAUAUUUUGAACACGAACACGAUCCAGAGUAAAUUACAAAAAAUGGCAAGUGACGCAAUAAUUUUAUUACCCGAAGAAAUAAUCGUGUGUAUUUUAGAAGUUAAACGACUUGGCUUCUUGGACGUUGUUAAUUUCAGCUUGUCGUGCAAAAAUUUGUACAAACUUGUCAACAACAAUAAUAAACUCUGGAAGACUAAAUUUUUUCAAAGAUGGCCACUUUUGAAGGAAAUGUACCAAAUGAACAAAGAAUUGAAUGAUCAGAUGAUAAACUGGAAGGAAGAAAUAAAAGCUAGCUUAAGUAGUAGAAUGAAAUUGCUUUAUCAUUUAUCUUUGAUGUCCAGUAAACAUUACAGAAAGCAGGAAUUAUCUAAUUCUGAUUUUAAAGAAUAUGAUCCUUUGUUUCGUCCAGAAGAUGGUGCUCAUCCAUCAGCUUAUAAUUUUCUGGUGGAUGAACUUAUGAGUUUGAUUAAAUACCCUACUAUAGCUAGCAAUUUAACACAUAGAUAUUAUGCUCUCAAAGUUGUUCGAUAUAUGAAACAGAAUCAUUUGAAGGAUGAAUGGCAAAAAUUUAUAUCUUUACCACCAAAGCAACAAACUUUAGAACGUGGUGCAACUAUUCUAGCACAAUGGAGUCAACCAGAAAGAGAUGUAUCUUAUUUGGCAAUAUCAUCAACAUUAGAUAAUAUUGCAGAACAAACUAAAAAAUUACUCAAAGAAAAGUAUCCAGCUCAUCCUAUAUUCUCAGUCCCAGCAGAAACAUUUAUCUUCUGGAAAAAUAAUAUUAUUGAUGACAAUCAGUGGAAUGUUUUGGAAUCAAACCAAGUAACAGAUGCAUUAUGCGAAGUAUUAUUUAAAAAGUUAGGAUUUUAUGGAAAGGCUGAAAUGUAUUAUAAUUACGAAAAUUCGUUCAUAGAUCGCGUUUUGGAACAUAGGCGUGGAAUUCCUAUAACUUUAUCAAUAGUAUUUGAAAGUGUAGCUAGAAGACUUGGUAUACGUUGUGAACCUGUUAGUUUUCCAUCUCAUUUCCUGUUACGAUGGAAGGAAACAUAUGGUCCAGAAUCUAAGGAUAUAGAGCAUUUUUAUAUUGAUGUCUUCAAUGGUGGUCAAUUUCUGACCAAGAAAAAUUGUCCUGGAAUAAAUGGUAUUUCAAGAUGUCCAAUAGAAAGGUUUAAUACUCAUGAAGCAGCAACAACAGUAGAGGUAGUAACAAGAAUGGUAAAUAAUUUGGAAAUAGCUGCUCGACAGCAUACUCAUAUGAAUGGCAGAACUGCAAGAUUGCGUUCUGCUGUUGAACUCCGAUGCAUGAUUCAACCAAACGAUGCGAAUGCGAUCUUACAGCUAGGUCGAAUAUACAUUUUGCAGUUUAUGGAUUUAACUGAACUAGUGGAAAUAGUAAAAAAUAUGCAAAAGAAUUUGGUGUUGACAUCAAGAGGACAAGCAAAUAUUAUUUCACAAACAUUUCAAGUGCUUCAAAAAUGCCAAAAUAAUGUACACCCAGAAGAAGAAGUAAAACCAAAAAGAAGAGUUCCUGGUGUAAAAUAUGCAAUAGGAUUAAUAAUGAGGCAUAAAAUACAUGAAUACCUGUGUUUAAUCACAGGGUGGGAUGCGCAUCGCAAUCCAUCUGUAGAAUGGUUGAGUGAAAUGAGCGUAAAUGAAUUAGACGAAGGUGCAGAUCAACCAUUUUAUGCCAUAUUUGUAGACGAUGGAUCAUGUAAUUAUGCGGCACAAGGUAACAAAUUAUUUACCGAUAACAUUAAUUUGUUAAGUCUUAUGGCGGGAAAGAAAAAAUUUAGUACUGGUACUCAUUAUGUACCAAACGAAGAGAAAGCCAGAGAAUAUCCGGAAGAUGAAAAAAUUCGCAACGAAUUACUUAUGCAAAAUGGAAUGGCAUACGAUACUACUCAAUAG
This is a messenger RNA of Habropoda laboriosa, 2070 nucleotides long. Its product is annotated as F-box only protein 21-like. Gene Ontology annotation, molecular function: protein binding; DNA binding. The record is from RefSeq and is a predicted model, not a curated record. The transcript is spliced from 9 exons. NCBI's taxonomy places the organism in Eukaryota, Metazoa, Arthropoda, Insecta, Hymenoptera, Apidae. Bases 205 to 2070 code for a protein of 621 amino acids.